AUUCAAUUCACGAUCGUUUUCCACCCAUAUCAUCAAAAAAUAAAAAACUGGUCUAUGUUCAUCGCGCAGUGAUUUUUUGAUUUGUUUGCAACCAGUUUUCUAUUAAAAUCUAUAAAAAUAUUAUAACCCAAUUAUUAAUAAAAUAAGUGCAAAAUAAUCUAAUAUCCAUUUGUUACAAUGAAACCUUUAAAAUUAGUAAAAUAUCAGCACAAAUCUGUGCUAAAUCCACAAGUGUCUCAACAGAAUAGCAGACAAGUUGUUCUCCACCAUUUUUGAAAGAAGUUUUGUGUUUUGUUUCUUUUUUCUAUUUUUCUUUUUUGCUGCUUUUGAGUUUGUCGAUUAUUUUUGAUUUCGUAUUUCGUUCGUUUUGGUUUGGGAUAGAAAAUUUAUAUAUGACAAAAAAAAAAAAGUUCUCCACUGAUCUUUCGUCUGAUUGGAUUUAAUUGAUUUAAAUUGAGUUUUUCUCUUUUUUUUAAUAAUAACUUUUUUUAUUGGAUUGUUGAUUCUUAUUGUUUGUGGGCCCUCUACUCUCUCUCUCUCAUAGACGAGGGUGGAGCAAUUUCAAAGUGCUUCUACGACAAAUUUCCCAGUCGUAGUUAAAAAUGCAAUCGGUUGCAAGCACUAGUGCUGGACAUAGUAGCUCUGCUUCCACUAACCCUAGCAACACAAAUAAUGCAUCUACGGCUUUGGUAAAUAGCCAUGCAGUGGUUGUGUGGGAGUUUGAGUCGCGCGGUGGCAAGUGGUUGCCGUACAGUCCGGCAGUGUCACAGCAUUUGGAGCGGGCGCAUGCGAAAAAGCUCACUCGGGUGCUGCUGAGCGAUGCUGAUCCGAAUUUGGAACAGUUCUAUGUGAAUGUUAGGACAAUGGUUCAGAGUUCGGAGGACGUUCAGGUGCCAAUGAUUAGUGUACGUCGAAUGUAUUACAAACCCACUUCGCCAGCGGGUAAAGGAACUAAAUGGGAGUGGGUUGGGGCGAGUGGAAAUGAUUGGCAUCCAUAUAAUAUGCACGUUCAGUGUAUUAUUGAGGAAUCAUGGGCUAAGGGCGAACAAACAUUAGACUUGUGCAACACGAAUAUUGGACUUCCGUAUACAAUAAAUUUUUGUAAUUUAACACAAGUACGUCAGCCAAGUGGGCCAGUUCGUAGUAUAAGGAGGACACAACAAGCGCCAUAUCCGUUGGUUAAAUUGACGCCACAACAAGCACAACAAUGGAAUAGUAAUACCGAAAAAGUCAACCCACCACAACCCCAACUACCACCGAAUUCAUCAGUUCCAAAAAUACCACCGAAGCCAUAUCCAAAACCCAGACAUUUGCAGGCACCAAGCCUACAAGCAACACAAACAAUUGGCAUACCUCAAACAAAUCAAAAUAAUGCCGCCAAUCAACAAAAACAACGCCCAACGAAGCAGCCUAAACAAAAAAACACCAACGAGGUGUCAACCACAAAUCUUCGACAAAUUCUCAACAAUCUCAAUAUAUUCAGCACAAAAAAUGCUUCAUCAUCGAAUGCAUCCUCAAGUUCACAAAAUGGUCAGCUAUCGUCGUCGUCGGGUAGCAAUACACAUUUCUCCCAUUCAAACAAAUUCACCGCAUCAAUUCAUAGCCAUCAUAGUCGCAGCUCAGAAGGAUCUCAUCAUUCUCGUCUCGGAUCACAUCGUUCUCGUUCGAGAACUCGCAUUUCCGAAACAGAUUCCAGCAGCUUAAAGUCGAAUCGACGACCUAGUGUUGACACGGUAUCGACUUAUCUCAGCCAUGAAAGCAAAGAGUCUCUACGCAGCCGGAAUUUUGCAAUUUCCGUCAACGAUCUGCUAGAUUGUUCAAUAGGUAGUGAUGAAGUUUUUACUUCUGUACACGAUAGGAAUGUCCCACCUCCACCGCCUCCUCUGCCACAACAACAACACCACCUUCACCAUCAGCAGCAGCAAUUGCAACAUCAACAACAGAUGUCAGGGUCUAUAGUUGGUGUUGAUCCCGCCAGCGAUAUGAUUAGUCGUUUCGUCAAAGUAGUUGAUCCACCCCAAUGGCCAAAUGCUCAACCCUGUCCGAUGUGUAUGGAGGAGCUGGUGCAAAAUUCCCAGAAUCCAACCAUAUCGCUAAGUCGUUGCCAGCAUCUGAUUCACUUGCAGUGCCUCAACGAGAUGAUCAUCGAACAGCAGAAGGAUGUAACAAAGGUGGGUGCUUGUAGUAAUCUCCCCUUAUGGGAACCCAAUAUGGUUAGCAUGGUCCAUUUCCAGAAUCUCUUUAUCGAGUGCCCAGUGUGUGGGAUAGUGUAUGGCGAAAAAGUUGGCAACCAACCAGCUGGCACGAUGUCGUGGAGCAUAAUUGGCAAGAAUCUGCCUGGACAUGAGGGUCAAAAUACAAUCCAAAUUGUAUAUGACAUUGCUUCGGGAAUUCAAACAGAAGAACACCCUCAUCCAGGACGAGCCUUCUUUGCUGUUGGUUUCCCCCGUAUUUGCUAUCUACCAGACUGUCCUUUGGGUCGUAAAGUUUUACGAUUUCUUAAAAUCGCCUUCGAUAGGCGCCUGUUGUUUUCCAUUGGACGUUCGGUGACAACGGGCCGUGAAGACGUCAUCAUUUGGAAUAGUGUAGAUCACAAGACGCAAUUUAAUAUGUUCCCUGAUCCGACAUACCUGCAGCGGUGCAUGCAGCAAUUGGUGCAUUUAGGAGUAACUGACUGAUUAUAAUUUGUUUUUAUUUUUUUUUUUUGAUUUAUUUGAUUUUAUACAGCAGGUUUUAGUUUAACAACUUUUUUUUUAAAGAGAAGGAGAAGGUGUGCAAUUUUUGUAUUGAAUAUUCCGGUUUGGGUAAGCCAAACGUUAAAAGAAAAUUUUUAAGCUAAACUCAUGAAACUUUAAAUUAUAUGAAAAUGAAUAUAAGAGAAUCUCUUGCCAUCAGCCAUUUAAAAACAAAUAUCUUUCUAUAGUUUUUUUUGUUUAAUUUACUUUUUGAA
Messenger RNA from Episyrphus balteatus (marmalade hoverfly), 2950 nucleotides. It is a transcript of the gene dx, whose product is annotated as protein deltex. Gene Ontology annotation, molecular function: zinc ion binding; ubiquitin protein ligase activity. Bases 603 to 2678 code for a protein of 691 amino acids. Gene Ontology annotation, biological process: Notch signaling pathway; protein ubiquitination. The transcript has 4 exons. The record is from RefSeq and is a predicted model, not a curated record. Gene Ontology annotation, cellular component: nucleoplasm. NCBI's taxonomy places the organism in Eukaryota, Metazoa, Arthropoda, Insecta, Diptera, Syrphidae.